UCUCUGAUGCCCACUGGCCACCCUCAUGCCCGUGUCCAGAGGCGCACCAGGAGGGAACAAGACCUAUUUCCCCUUCUUCUCGGACUUCAGGGGCCGCAAUGUGACGGCCCUGCGCAUCGGCGAGUCAUCCGCCCUGGCCUUCAUCUUUCUGCUGUCGCUGGCGGGGAACAUCUGGGGCAUCUGCCUGCUGCUGAGGCGGCACCGCCGGCUCUGCGCCGCCAACUGCCUCGUCCUCAACCUCUUCUGCGCCGACCUGCUCUUCAUCACCGCCAUGCCCUUCAUCGCCGUCGUGCGCUGGACCGAGUCCUGGGUGCUGGGCAACUUCGUCUGCCACCUGCUCUUCUAUGUGGUGAGCCUGAGCGGCACCGUCAUCAUCCUCUCCCUGUCGGCCGUCAGCCUGGAGCGCGUCGUCUGCAUCGCCCGGCUGCGCCACGCCGCCUUCCGCCGCCGCAAGGUGCUGGCCGCCGCCUUGCUCCUCAUCUGGGGCUUCGCCGCCCUCGCCACCCUCCCGCUCUGCUGCUUCUUCACCGUGAUGCGGCUGCCCACCCCCGCCGGCCAGGACAUUCAGAUUUGCACCCUGGAUUGGCCCAGCACUGCAGGAGAAACAGUCUGGGAUACAACCUUUGCCAUUGUUUUCUUUCUGAUACCAGGAUUCAUCAUUGUCAUCAGUUACUCCAAAAUCUUACAGAUUACAAAAGCAUCAAGAAGAAGUUUAAAUGCUGGUUUAGCCUACCCAGAACAUCAUCAAAUUCGUGUUUCCCAGCAAGACUACAAACUAUUCCGAGCCCUUUUUCUGUUGAUGACCUCUUUCUUCAUUAUGUGGACUCCAAUAAUAGUAAUUAUUUUUUUAAUUUUAGUUCAGAACUUCAAAAAAGAUUUAAAUAUUUUGCCAUCAGUUUUCUUCUGGAUAGCAUUAUUCACUUUUGCCAACUCUGCUGUCAAUCCAGUUCUGUAUAAUGUUGCCCAUUUCAGACGUAAAUGUCAGGAAAUUCUUCUCUGUUGUACAGGGAACCCUGAAAGGCAUGGACCAGGUACAGAAACCACUGCAAGAAGAAGUAACCAUGAACAGCCACAUUUGUCUUUCAUUACCAGAUAAUUAUUUAAAGUCUGAGCUGUGCCACACUUUGGAUUUUGUCUAUGUUAUCCCAGGUCACAUAGGUUAUUAUGUUAUAGAAUUACAUGCCAAAGGAGGAGGAAAAAAGCUAAAUAUGUAUUUUUCAUUCCUGCAGGUAAAAUUCUCUUCAUUGCUUUGCCUCAUUAAGAUUGAACAAUUUAAUUUAAGGGAUUGAAUUCUCCUCUUACACUGAAAUAAAUAGAAAUAUGGCGGUGAACUUGGUGAAUGUCAAAUAGUUGAAUUAAGUACUUUAAAGUUUCUAGUGAAAAUGUUCAUACUCAGAAAGUAUCUGCUUUUUUUUUUUUUUAAUCCAGUUUUUAAAGGGAACAUGAUUAAACACUUCAAUGACUGUCUACCUGAAUGUAAGUUUGAGCAGACUAACUGAAACAAGGUAAUGAACAUGUGUUAUCAUCAAGUAAAUGACCAGUUUGGUUCCAUCUCAAAUUAAAGCUAUGGACUUAAUACAUGUGAAUUAACAAGUAAAGAAUAAAUAAAUAAAUGAUAAA
This is a messenger RNA of Lonchura striata (white-rumped munia), 1620 nucleotides long. RefSeq names its product free fatty acid receptor 4 (gene FFAR4). NCBI's taxonomy places the organism in Eukaryota, Metazoa, Chordata, Aves, Passeriformes, Estrildidae. Gene Ontology annotation, molecular function: G protein-coupled receptor activity. The record is from RefSeq and is a predicted model, not a curated record. Gene Ontology annotation, biological process: G protein-coupled receptor signaling pathway. Gene Ontology annotation, cellular component: plasma membrane.